AUGGUAUUAUUAAACGAAUCUACAGCAACUUAUAUGGUACAUUUUGAUUUGUGUAUCAAAAAUACCACAGGACGUUGUACCGAAAUAAAUGUUGAAUCACCACCUUAUCUUCCGAACAAUGUACCAAUAGUUUUUUUAAUCCAUGGAUGGACUUCAGAUGGUAGCGCCUCCUGGUACGACUCAACAAUAGACGCUCUAUGGCAAACCAAUGACCAAUAUCAUUUUAUUAAAGUCGACUGGUCCAUUCGCUCAAAAACGAUAUAUAUAACAGCGCAGUCUGCUGUUGACGAAGCUGGUAUCAUUAUCGCCAACUUCAUCGUCAAACUAAACAACACUUAUUCAGUCCCUUUUGAAAACAUUCUGGAAAUCGGUUUCUCCUUGGGUGCACAAGUCGCGGGUUUUGCAGGAAAAGAGGUUCAAAAGUUAACCGAAAAAAAGAUUUCUCGAAUUGUGGCUCUAGACCCAGCUGGUCCAUUGUUUGACGGUAGACCAAAAGAGGAAAUGCUGAAUCCAAAUGACGCCGAAAACGUGGUCGUUAUUCACACUAACGGUGGUUUUGCUGGAUAUGUAGACGAUGCUGGUACUAUUGACAUUUUCCCAAAUGGUGGAUCGUCCCAACCUGGAUGCACAGUAGCUCUUCUAAGAAACAUAUUAAAGUUGUCUGAAACGAUUGGUUGUAGCCAUUCUAGAAGUUACAAAUUGUUCGUGGAAGCUCUACUCCAUCCAGAUAAGUUUCAGGCGAAGAAAUGUUAUAACUGGAUUGUUUAUCUCAUAAGUGAGGAUCUUUGCGAAGAUGAGACUGUAACGUUGGGGGAUUUGACAACCACUGCGACUGGGAAGUAUUAUCUGAAAACCGAAGACGAGCCUCCUUAUUAUUAGUGAAAGUGGGUUACCAGUAUUAAUUUGUU
This is a messenger RNA of Zophobas morio, 908 nucleotides long. RefSeq names its product lipoprotein lipase-like. Gene Ontology annotation, molecular function: lipase activity. Bases 1 to 879 code for a protein of 292 amino acids. NCBI's taxonomy places the organism in Eukaryota, Metazoa, Arthropoda, Insecta, Coleoptera, Tenebrionidae. Gene Ontology annotation, biological process: lipid catabolic process. The record is from RefSeq and is a predicted model, not a curated record. The transcript is spliced from 3 exons.